UUAACAGAUAUUGUAUUCGAGAGGCUUAACAAAGAAACAAAUCAUUAUCAAAUCAAACUUUUACAAUGAACGUCUUAAUUCAUUGUCUAUUGAUCGGCUGCCUUUUAGUUCUAGUGAACGGAGAGGAUUCUGAGAUUCUACCAUCUAUGAUGAAGGAUUCUGUAGAUGAAUAUUUUAAUAGUGGUGAACAGGAUUUGACUGGAUCAAGUGUACACCGGUUGAAGCUUUUAAGAGGAAAAGAGUUAGGCAGAUCUGCCACUUCACUUGUAUGGAGGGGAAUUUACAAUGAUAAACACGAUGUUGCCAUCAAAAUAUUUUGGGAUAAAAGAUCCAUGGAUGAGGAAGUUAUAGUUUAUCAGGCUUUAAAUGCAAUGGACGAUCCACAAAUUGAAGACCGUAAAAUUCCACGAGUCUAUUACUAUGGACAAUUUCUUGUAGACUAUUUUGCCAUUGCAAUGACUUUGUUCGAUGGAAGUUUGUCCGAUUUUUAUGGAAAACGCCAUAAAACUCAUAUAUCCGACAACGAUAUUUUAUACAUAUUUCUACAAACGGUGAAAGGCUUGGAUUAUCUCAAGAGCAGAAACGUUGUGCACAAUGAUAUUAAACCCCAAAAUUUGUUCUACAGAGGCAGAAAUAUCUUUAUUGGAGAUUUCAAUCUAGCUUCGAUAAAUGGUUCUCAAAAAGAUGGUGGCACAGUUCAAUAUGCUUCAGCAAAUCUCUUCGCUGGUCGAAAUCGAUAUGCAAUGGAUGAUCUUGAGUCGUUGGUCUAUUCACUUUAUUCCUUAGCCGGUGUACCAUUAGAACCAUGUAACGAUGGUAUGCUUUUGUUUGAUGUUUUUGAUUUUAUUCCCGAGGGUUACAUGUUGGCCAAAAGUCUCGAAAGAGGCAAGAAGUAUGCUAGAGCGAAAUUGAUGAAAAGAAUUGAAUUUUUCAAAAAUGCUCACGUGAGAGGAGUCUUCGAAGACAUUUGGGACAAAGAAUUGCUUGCUAAUCAUAAAGUUCCAGAUUAUGAUGAAGUAACCAACAUUUUGGUCGCGGCUAUAAGUAGCAUGAAUAAAAAUCGAAUGUUUUUACAAAGCGACUGGCUAACAGAAGGUAUAUGCGCUGCUUUCGCAAAACUUAAAAAAAUUUGCGAAAGAUAGAUAUCACAGAAACUUUUUCGUGUCGGAUGGUUUGAUGAAUAAACACCCAUUUAAAAAAAGUAA
Molecule: messenger RNA, 1205 nt
Organism: Contarinia nasturtii (swede midge)
Lineage: Eukaryota; Metazoa; Arthropoda; Insecta; Diptera; Cecidomyiidae
Product: casein kinase I-like
Exons: 6
Coding region: 66-1142 (358 amino acids)
Biological process (GO): protein phosphorylation; mitotic DNA damage checkpoint signaling
Cellular component (GO): nucleus; cytoplasm
Molecular function (GO): protein serine/threonine kinase activity; ATP binding
Source: RefSeq, a predicted model, not a curated record